This is a messenger RNA of Sebastes umbrosus (honeycomb rockfish), 7979 nucleotides long. RefSeq names its product anoctamin-1-like. Gene Ontology annotation, molecular function: protein dimerization activity; chloride channel activity. Lineage: Eukaryota; Metazoa; Chordata; Actinopteri; Perciformes; Sebastidae. The transcript is spliced from 26 exons. Bases 674 to 3715 code for a protein of 1013 amino acids. The record is from RefSeq and is a predicted model, not a curated record. Gene Ontology annotation, biological process: chloride transmembrane transport. Gene Ontology annotation, cellular component: plasma membrane.
UGUUAAAGUACACACAUAUAAACAUUGAUUGAAGCAGUAUAUAAAACACUUUUCAUAUGAUAUCAUAUGAUCUGAACCACAAGAUGAAAUAAAGCAAGUUGUAUAAGAAGGGGUUAACUAAAAUUGCAAACUCGAUCUUCAAAAAAAAAAAAUCUGAUGCACUCCUUGUAGGAAUAACUAGUGGAAACCUGAAACCUGAGAUGAGCUGUGGCCAGGUGAGGCAAGAAACACACAUUUCCCUGUUUUUUCCUAUGGGACUUGAAUGCACCAUCAUUCUAAACCGUUUGGCACGAUUUUCGCUCCUGCGUCUUUAUCACUCUACUGUCUGUCUGUGUGUCUCUGUGUGAGUUAGUGGAUCAUCUCAGUUAGACAGAGAGCGUCCUCACACACAGACGAGAUGUGCUUCUAGUACAGAAUAGUCUCAUUCUGACAGAUAGUUAUGUCAUUUAUCUACACCUUCUCUAAUCAUCUCAUUAGAAUAAAUAGAUAUUAGUCGCUUCAUUUGGAUAAAUAGUUUAUUUUUGGACAGUCUGACUAUCAGCUUUCCUAAAGAAAUGAACAAGUGGUAGCUCUCCGUGCAGCGUUUCCAUGCAACAGCACACGGAGGGAUAGAUGCUGUAACAGUACAGACCUGGACCCAGACCUGGACCAGGAGCGCGUUUUUUAGACUCAGAUGGAGCGACCAGAUGACGGAUACGACGAGCAGGUCGGGAGCGUAAAUCACCAUGGUAGUGCAGAGGAUCCUGGUUCUCCUGCCCUAGCUGGUGAGCACUCAGGCAGCCUACAGCAGGAGUCGCCAGCCACGAUGAGGAGCUACGACAACUACCUGCCAGUCUCUGGCGAAGAGAAGAACCUGGAUGAGGACUAUGUCGACACCAAGCCCAAGGAGUCCAUACCAAUGAAAAAUCUUUAUGCGGACGACGGCUCACCUCUGAAUACACAUCUAUACCCAUACUUCUCUGAUGGGCGGCGUAGGGUGGAUUACGUGCUGGCAUACCAGAUCCAAAAGCCCAACAGCGUCCGGCCCCAUUCCACCAAGUUUGGCGAGGCCAACUUCAUCCGGCGGCUUCGGCGCAGCAUGAGCAUGAGAAGCAGCCGCGCCCCGCUGCAGCCGAAGGAAGACCCCGAGAUCGCCGCCCAGAACUAUCGGGGUGACCACCAGGAGGAUGACAAGCGCUUCAGGCGGGAGGAUUUUGAGGAAAACCUCCUGGAGACGGGGCUGGAGCUGGAGAGGGAUGAAGGGACUAAGAUCCCUGGAAUCGGCUUCAUGAAGGUCCACGCUCCGUGGCACGUUCUGUGUCGAGAGGCUGAGUUCAUUAAGCUCAAGAUGCCGACAAAGAAGGUCUACGAGGUGAAACAAGGCAGUAAUGUGGUGGAGAAGAUCCGACUGUUCAUUCACAAAGUCACAGCUCCUCUCCACCCAAAAGUAGACGCCAACCGGCCGCAGAGCGUCAAAUCCCUCUCUCACCCUUUCUCCAGAGAGAAGCAGCAUCUAUUCGAUCUGUCUGACAGGGACAAGUUCUUUGACAGCAAGACCAGGAGCUCGAUAGUCUAUGAGGUACUGAAGAGGACUAGAUGCACCAAGGCGAAAUACAACAUGGGGAUCACCAGUCUUCUAGCCAAUGGUUCCUAUUCAGCUGCUUAUCCUCUGCAUGAUGGAGAAAUCGAGGGGGUGAAUGCAGAACCUAACGACAGGCAGCUGCUGUACGAGGAGUGGGCCAGCUACAGCGUCUUCUACAAGUACCAGCCGAUCGGACUCAUCAGGAAGUAUUUUGGGGAGAAGGUCGGACUAUAUUUUGCCUGGUUAGGAGUCUACACACAGAUGCUGAUCCCUGCAGCCAUCGUUGGAGUCAUCGUGUUCCUCUACGGCUGUGCCACUGUCGACGAUAACAUACCGAGUAUGGAGAUUUGUGAUCCAAGGUUCAACAUCUCCAUGUGUCCGCUGUGUGACCACGCCUGCAGCUACUGGAAGCUGGAGACGGCGUGCGGUACGGCCCGAGCCAGCCACCUGUUUGAUAACCCGGCCACUGUCUUCUUCUCCAUCUUCAUGGCCCUCUGGGCGGUUCUCUUCAUGGAGCACUGGAAGAGACGACAGAUGCGACUCAACUAUAUCUGGGACCUGACGGGCUUCGGAGAGGAGGAGGAGGAGGAACAUAAGGACCAUAACCGAGCGGAGUACGAGUUCCGGGUCAUGCAAAAGACAAUGAAACUGGAACAUCCACCCCCGAAGGGUGAGAAGGUGAAGCUGACCUGUACUAACAGAAUGCCAGCUUACCUGAUUACCGUGACAGUCAUGCUCCUCAUGAUCACAGUGACAUUCGUCAUAGUCUUCGGGGUCAUCCUGUACCGGAUCAGCAUCAAGGCAGCGCUGCACAUGAGCGACUACCCUGCAGCACGGUCCAACAUCAGAGCCACGGUGAAAACCACCGCCGCCAUCAUCAACCUCAUCGUCAUCAUCGUCUUAGAUGAAAUCUACGGCAACAUCGCCCGCUGGCUCACCACGCUGGAGGUUCCAAAGACAGACAAGAGCUUCGAAGAGCGCCUCAUCGUCAAAACUUUUAUCUUGAAGUUUGUCAAUGCGUUCACACCCAUCGUCUAUUUGGCCUUUUUCAGGGGCAGGCUUGUUGGGCGGCCUGGAAACUACUUGUACGUUGUUGGAUCGUACAGAAUGGAAGAGUGUGCCCAUGCAGGCUGCCUCAUGGAGCUGUGCAUCCAGUUGUGCAUCACUAUGCUGGGCAAGCAGCUCAUCCAGAACAACCUGUUUGAGAUCGGCAUUCCGAAGCUGAAGAAACUGCUCCGGAGGAGGAAGUCUCCCUUGGACUCAAAGCAAGAGGAGGAGCUGAACAACUCGCUGCAGCGCCACGAGAGAGAUCACAACCUGGGUCCCUUCAUUGGCCUCAACCCCGAGUACAUGGAGAUGAUCAUCCAGUUUGGGAUGGUGACUCUCUUCGUGGCCUCCUUCCCUCUGGCUCCGCUCUUCGCUCUGCUGAAUAACAUCAUCGAGAUUCGCCUGGACGCCAAGAAGUUUGUUAUGGAGCUGCGCAGGCCGAUUGCGGCCAAAGCCAAAGACAUUGGUAUCUGGUACAACCUCUUGAGAGGCCUCAGCAAGGUAGCAGUCAUUGUUAAUGCCUUCGUCAUCUCCUUCACCUCUGACUUCAUCCCACGGCUGGUCUACCAGUACAUGUACAGCCCCGACGGCUCCAUGCACGGCUUCGUCAACCACACUCUGUCUUACUUCAAUGUCAGUGACUUCCAGAAGGGCACGGACCCUCGCAAUCCCAUGGUCCUGGGCUACCCGGUACACAUAUGCAGGUAUAAGGACUACAGAGAGCCUCCCUCGUCCAACACGCCGUAUGAACUCUCUAAGGAGUUCUGGGCCGUUCUGGCCGCCCGCCUCGCCUUCGUUGUCGUCUUUCAGAACGUGGUGAUGCUGAUGAGCGACUUUGUGGACUGGCUGAUCCCGGACAUCCCCAAGGACAUCAGCCUCCAGAUGCACAAAGAGAAGAUCCUCAUGGUGGAGCUCUUCAUGAAGGAGGAGCAGGGCAAAAGGCUCGCGGCACGGGACAACCACAACCUGGACAACUGCACCACCCCGUCGUCGGCCAAUCAGAGCCCGCGACAGCCCCGCUCGCGGUCGUCCGUCUCGCACGCGGUGGGCUGGGAAAAUGAGCGCAAGCAGCAACGAGGGAACACAGCGCCUGAAUACAAACUGUAAAGGAGUUAACUGGCUGCUUAAAGCGAGCUGUUAAAAGUUAUCACAUUAACACAUGAUCACUUCUUCAUAAUCAGCGAAGCUUUUUGCUGCGUUCAUGUUGUUACGUUGUUGGACCGAGACAUCAGAAUUCCUUCACCUUAGGGCCUCUUUUUAACACUUCUCCCAUGUUAAGAAUUUACAGACACUCUUAGUCCAUUAACCAAUAAAUCCAGCAACUAGUUAGACAACACUCACAGGAUUCAGGAUCACAAAAUAUUAUUUAUUGGAUGUACUGUCUUUGAAGGGAACAAGCCAUUAGAUUCACUUGACUCUGGGAUGAUGUCAUCAUUCAGGGAGUCUGAGAAAACAGUGCCAAACUCCACCUGCAACCUAAUAUGAAUCAUAUUUUCGAGCGGUAUGUUCAUACCCGCCUCCCUCUUUCCCACGGGACUUGAAUGCAGCUUUUUGUAUUGAAGACAGCCUCCGUCCAAAUGGUCCCGCUGAGAAGAAUUUCCUCCUGAUAUCUCACCAGUACAAACGGAGAUCCUCCCUCCUGCCAUCAAUGUAUAAAAGCUCAAAUAGGCCUUUUUUUCUUCUUUUUUUUGCACAAUUUCAUACAACUGCAGGAAUUUCUUGAUGUACUUUUUGAAUAUGCAACAUGGUCAAGCACAUGUGCUUUGGUUGUCGGGGAUGUACAGCGAGGUUUUUUGGAAGACCUUCUGCGUGAAGCGGCCUGUUGAUUUGUACUAUUCUCUCUCUCGAGCAUUAUUUUUGCUCAUUUGUUUUUGAACUUUUUGAAUAUGAACAAACUGCCUAACAGUGCUCGGUGGCAUUAUUAUUCCUAGAAGCACAAGUCACAGUUAUUAUCCAUUCCAAUGAACUGGAACUUCCAAAAAGCUGCAAUUUGGUAAGAUUUUACAGCACAAACACAAAGUGAUGUCAUGCUCCGUCUCGCCGCGCUGAGAUGCUGAACUGUAGAUACUUCCUGUAUGUCAUGUUAACGCUGACCAAACUCUGGUAAAGAGAGAAAUGUUUUACACACAUGAGGUCAAAAUGAAAAUAAUUAAGUGUUUCUUAAAGCUGAUAUUUUUUUUUUGGCCACUUGGGGGCAGCAGAACAAGCUGAAAACACAACACGGAUAUAUAAAACUACCAUUAGCAAACUAUUAUUCACACACCCACAUACUUGCCAUCCAUGAGACCUUAAAAAAGGGAGGAUUUCAAAACGAAAGCAGGAGUUUCCUGCAUAUUCUGGUGACUUUUAAAGAAUGAAAAUACCAAAAUAAUCGUCAUUUUGUAUUUAGUUUUUGCUCCUGCUUGAGUAUUUCUUUUUCUUAGUUCUCUCCAUUUCUCUCUCCAUCUCUCACUCACUGAAUGUCCUUUAAGACACAACGCGACAACGGCACCACUGCGCUCUGAAACCCGUUAUCACCAACGGCUUGCGUCAUGCCACGACGGCUUUUCGCUGCGUCGUGCAAAGCCCAACUUUGGUUCAAACUUGUCGUGCAGCAAACAGCUCUCUUCCGCCUGGAAACGACAUUUGGUGUAGCUGUAUUGUCGUCCGGGUGGAAACAGUAAAGCUUAUACGCUCUGUACAGUGCCAGAAACAAGUUGUGAUAAUGAAAAAGAAAAAAAAGAUGUGAAAAUUGGUAGAAAAACGGGAGAAUUGUGACACAAUCGGGAGGGUUGGCAAGUAUGCAUCCAACACAGAGCACCAUUAGGAAUCAUUUUGAGUGUCUCUGCCACACAGUCAAGUUUUUACUGUCCUUUUACUGACAUUUUCUCUGGUUUUGAUUAACUUGUUCUAAGCUAACUGAUAACUUUAUCUGUCUGCUGUUUGGUCGUGUACAGUGGGUUUAUCAGAGAAAUCAUCGACCUGCUGCUGGAAACAAGGUUGAUGCAGUCGACAAGUUUGCGGGCUGUUAAACCAAAACAAUGGGCUGCAGGACGCUAAAAAAAAUGCCCCGUAGAGCUGAGAAGAGCUGCAGAAUCUGACUCUGUGGGUUUGUCACUACAAGCAACACCUUUUACACUACACAUAGUAAUGUGGUCCAUCGUUAUUAAUAUAUUUUUAAUGGUUAGCUGCUAUAAUCAACAGGACUCCAAAUGAAUGUUGCUCUGUGUCUGCUGGCUUUUUUUUGCCACUGACAGGCUCAGAUUGUUAUUAUAAGUGUCGGACAACAUUAUGGAACAGAGAAAUAAACCUUUUUCUAUUUCGCUUGAUCCAGUCUGUUUGUUAUUGUGUCAUGUGACUUGUCAUCGGAAGACAACUGUGGAAACAUGAGUGAGAGUUGGAGAAAGGAGGUCCGGUGUUGUCAGACUUUGUUGUGUUGGAGUACAGAAAGCGUUGCUUAGUGUCAUGGCUGAAUACUUAGAUGAUGUCAGACACUUAUAAUAACAAUCUGAGCCUGUCAGUGGCAAAACAAGAACUUUUAGUGGAUGUAAAUUGACAGAUGUGAUUACAUUACAGCUCAUUUAGCGGCUGCCAUCUGCAGCAUUUUUGCUCAAUACUGGACCAAUUUAAAAAAAUGUUGCCCCUAUUAGUCAGUUAGACACAAAAACAUGGUGAAAUAGGUUGAAAAAUACCGAAGUUACCCUUUAAAAAGUGCUGACAUGUCCAUGUUGUGUUCUCAGCUUGUGUCUGCUGCCCCCCAGUGGCCACAAAAAAUCAGUUAAUGCAAGUUUAAAUAACUGCAAACAAACUCUCUGUUCACAGGAAGAGAGUCCAGCAUUUAAUCUUUUAGCCUCACUUGUUCAUUUGGUGGAUCAUCUAUAAAGCUUACUGCCGUUUACUGAUGUCACCUUACAGAGUUCCUUCAGACCAAAUUCAUCACUUUUGAACCACCGAUGGGGAAAUGUUGGCUUAAAUGCAGCUUUUAAAGAGCCCAGAAGAUGACGAGUAAAUGUGUUUCGUUUCACUGAUUAAAACCGUAAAAUCCAUUUGCAUAUCGUUAGAGGGUUUUGAUGAGUCGAGUACGCCACAGGUGUGCUGAUAGAUUUAAGGUUGUGCACUGAAAAUGGAGCGUAAUGUACUCAUGUUUAAAGUGUAGUGGUAUAAGUAUGUGCAUACAAUGUCAGAAAUCUUGGAACAAAUGGAUAGCAAUGAUUCUGCGUUUGUUUUUGUUUUUUUAAAGUGGGAGUUUUCAGCUUCUUCUUGACAACUCUGGAAAGCAGCGCCAGCGUCUUGCUCAAGGGCACCACAGUGACUCUCUUACCCUGCCUUAUAUCCUCCCAGCUGCCCCAGGGAUCCCCUAAACGAUCUACUAUUUAAUAGGUUUCAUACAAAGGGGAUGCGGUAAAAACCAGGAAACACUCUUUCUAUAUUAUUAUCUUGCCUUAUAUUAACCGUAUCAAUUCAUUCGGCAUUUUCCCUAAAGCUGCAACUCCUUUAACUAUUCAAGCACAAAGACUGAAUAAUAUUUUGUUUUGUAUUUGUCAAACUGCAAAAUGUGGGAGCGACUGGAUGCCAAUUUGAGGAAAUGUGCUGUGGACUGAAAUGUGCAGCCACAUGUACAUGUCUACUACACUCAUCGACGUGUCAAAUCCUGCCCCCUGCUGUACAUAUAUUAAACUACCCCAGAUUUAACCCCUCAACCCAGACUGAGAGAAUGUAUUAUUCUUUAUUUUUCAGAGAUGUUUAAUCACUUUUAGGUCAAAAUGUUGUAGAUGAUUUUUGCUAAUUCCAUGAAAAUGCAUUUCUAAGUGCAUUUAAUGUGUUAAAAGGGUUUUAUCAGCCCACAGGGGACCACUGAUCUGUCAACUAGAGACGGUUUAUCUUCAUUUUAAUUCAUUACUUAAUGUAGAAACAGUCAAUAUGGACCUAUAUUUGGCUGUAUGUGGAAAACAUCUUCCACUACAGACCGCAAAGACAUUUUUAUCACAAUAGACUUCUUUCGGGGAUGUGACUUGCUCUUUUGAGCAAAGACUGCACAUUUUAUUUUGACCAAAAUCUUCUACUCUGUGUGUCAGUAGGGUUAGCGUUGAUAUUAAGUAAUAGAUUACUGCCACAGGGCUGCGGAGCCGCCUGUGUUAGUUAUAACGUGAUGUCACAUGUGAAGACCCCCCCCCAAUGUCCCUCAUGAGAUGUCCUUCUGUCGCCAUGUUGUAUUUACAGCAUCAAUAAAACAAGUUGUGACAUGCUAAUAUCUAUAAUAAUAUAUGUCAAAGCACAUUUCAUGUGUGAGUGUAUAUGCAUGUAUAAUAACCGGUUUGUCCGUCUCUGAUAUUUUGAGUCUUUAUAUUUUUUUGUUUAAACUAACUGCAAAUAAAUGAGAGAUGAACUGCUA